AUGGCGGACGAAGCCGACGAAACGUGGAUGAAAGAAGCUAUAGGAUUGGUAGGAAACAAUAAUCUUUGUUCCAAUUUACUAAAACUAAGUGUUUCGCAAACCCUCGCGAGACUUGAUGUGCCACUCCAGUUAAGCCCUGACAGUUUCGUUAGGACUUGGAUGGGUUUUGAAAACUCGUAUUUCUUCCUGUUUGUGAUCCCUUAGUGAUUUCUAAAUGUUGUUUUUUUCUUCUUAUUCGCUAUAAAUUGCUCUAUUAAUGAAAAUCCGAGCUUUGAGUCUCGGCAUUUUUUUUCUCAAAAAUGAGCUUUGAGGAGUUCUUAGUUAAAUGUCUUGCCUAAACAAUAAUAGGCCAUUUCCGAGCACAGGGCACCCACUCAAACUUUGUGACGGUUGUAAUGUUUAAAUUUAGAGGAAAUGUAUCAGUAUGGGAAUAUCGAGAACGUUCAUAUUAUCGUAACAUAAUGCGAUGAAUUUUCAUAUACAAGAUGCAUCCCAUGGGAGGGAAGCAGAGUAAAAUGAACAGCGGUGUACUUUCCAGUCAACGAACAAUCACAUCAAGUAAGUUUAGCUUCUUAGAGUUAUGGUUAACACUCUCGAUCGAUCAACGUCCACUUUACACGUUUACAAACCUACCAUCUUUAAUAGAGACUUUCUGUAUUGUGGAUGUUUCCACUGUUUAUUUGGCCCUGCUUCCCUCCUGUGGGAUGCAUUUAUGAAAGGGUAUUGUUUGUUGUCAUCCAAAUAUCAGAAAGGAGCAAGUGGUGUGACUGUUACAGGCUGGCACCCGAAAAUCUAGGAACAGCUCAAUCGAGCUUCAGUUGCUGGAUUACUCUAAAUUAUUUGAGCCCUGACACUUCAAGCUUUGGACAGAUUUCAAAUGUAGUGGCACAAGAAGAAUCCUCAGGCUUUCAGUUUGCCUGGUGUGUGGUUUGGAAGCUGUGGGAUGGGAAUUUGUCAGUGAAAAUCAGCUCAGAGCUGGACCGGUCUAGCACUAGGGGUCGCCGAGUUUUCCUCCCUUGUCUCUCUACUAUAUGCUUGGGUAAACAUCGAAUGCAAAGCGCUUCAAAUUAUUUCCAGCUGCAAGAAUGGCAAUACACAACAUUUCAGAUAAAAGGGCGUUUAUUUUGAUCUUAUAAUAAUAUAUAAAAAUUCAUCGCAUUAUGUUAUGACAAUAUGAACCUUUUUGAUAUUUCCGUACAUUUCCUUUAAAUUUAAUCAUUACAACCCUCCUCGUUCGUUAACAGAAUUAACCAGACAAAUCACUCCACCAACUAAGAAUGGCCAUGCAACACCAUCCAUAGAAUCAAGAAAGAGCUCUCAGUCUGUUGUGUGGGUUCCCUGUGUUUCUGAGUUGCCCCAAGCCCCUGUUUCAAAGUGAGGCUGAGUGCAAAGCCAUUGAUACAAAAAUUAUUUUCUGUUCUCAUGCAAAUUAAAAUCAUUUUCUCCAAAAAGGUUUUGCAUUAAGCCUCAUUUUGAAAGUUGGAGUCAUUGGAACUCGGAAAUGGCAUAUUCAAUUUUAUCUCUAAUUUGUUGUCUAUUAACACAAAUGAAAGGAAAAUGCCACUUGCUUGCCCUCCCCUAUACUGAUAUCCAGGGGGGUACUCAACAAAUACAGGGGGGUCCCACCCUGAGAUCCAAACCUAUACCAUUUUUUAUAUAGUUGAACCUCUCUACAAUGGCCACGUUGGGGACAGAAGAAAGUGGCCAUUAUAGAGAGGUGGCUGUUGUGAGAGGUUUAAACAAUAGUGAAUGUAUGGAUUUUUUACCAAAAAAAAUGGCCGUUGUGGAGAGGUGGCCUUUAGUGGAGGUUGGACUGUGCCUUUUUUGACAGAAAAGGCACCCCUUUUAUAUACCUCUCUUUGACAAGACGGUACCCAUUUCACAUACCUUGUUCAGAACAUUACAUCCCUUUCAACUGCUGUAAAUGCACUUUCCUUUAAAUAUGAAUAAAUCACAAACUAGACAUUUUUUGGACUUUUUUUUAGCCAUAAAAUCCUUUUGUAGCCCUUUUAAGUCAUUACAGCCUGAAAUGACAGAUUUCGCAACCCUUUCAUAUACUUCAACUAGUGAAAUCCCUACACUUUCAUAUACCUGAACCCUGGAAAAGGUAGGGUGGAGUUUCCCCUUAUAGGGCAUUAUGACGAGUAACCCCCCCCCCCCACAGCUGAGAGACUGUAGAUGAUAAGUGGGUCUUUACUGAAUUUUUCGUAAAGGCCAGAGAUGCUCUUGAACAAGGAGAAGUACCUGUGGGCUGUGUGAUAGUGUAUCAGAACCAAGUUAUUGGUACAGGAAGAAACCAAGUCAAUGAAACAAAGAAUGCCACAAGACACGCAGAAUUAGUGGCCAUUGAUCAAGUAAAGACAUGGUGUAUGUCAAAAUGUCUUAGUUUUGAAGAUGUGUUGCACGACUGCUGUCUUUACGUGACUGUUGAACCCUGUAUUAUGUGCGCAGCAGCACUGAGAUUUGUGGGAAUUCCAAGAGUAGUAUUUGGAUGUGCUAAUGAACGAUUUGGUGGAUGUGGUUCAAUCCUGAACAUCCACACCGAUGAUUAUUCCAAGGAUAUAUGUCAAAAUUUUGUACAAGAAGACAUUUCACCAAGAGGGGAAACGGCACAAUGUAGUAAAUGUAAUGCGGAAUCUCUUCAAAGAUUUUCCAAUGCCGGAGGUAAUGAGAAAUUAAUGGACCAGGCCUCGUGCAAGAAAAAUACUAAUGUUACACCUGACUUUGCUGAAGAGAGGCUUUCUUAUCCCAUAAAUCAUGUGAACGAUAUCCAAAAAGAAAACUCACUUCAAGUCGGUUAUGAUGAGUCAGAAAAGCCACAUGAGUGCAUUUGUAGAGUCCCAUCAAGCAAGAUUGGAAAGCCAUUUGAAUGUGUUCCCUUCAUUUUAGCCAACACGGCAGUCCACUUAUUAAAAGAGUUUUAUAAAGGAGAAAACCCCAAUGCACCCGUACCAAAAGUAAAAACAAAACGGCAGAAAUAA
Porites lobata is the source of this 2981-nucleotide messenger RNA. NCBI's taxonomy places the organism in Eukaryota, Metazoa, Cnidaria, Anthozoa, Scleractinia, Poritidae. The record is from the annotation of a GenBank genome assembly.